AUGUUGAAUACUAAUGCACCACCGUUUACACCAGUGAGUAUAAGAGUGAAAGAUGCCACGCUGAAUGAGCACGCGCAACCGUUUGAACCGGUAUACCGCGACCAACGUUCACUGUUCCUCACCUUUUCCAACGGAUUCCCCCUGACGGAGAGGCAGAUCUUUGAUUUUUUUAACCGGUCUUACGCACCCGGGAUUGUAGAGCGAGUGAUUGUGCCGAGGCCUAGAGGAGGAAGGGGCCCUUCCUUGCAUGGGAGGGUGGUGUUCAAGAAUACUGUCAUACCGGCCUUGGUGAUGAGAAACUGUGAAAAGGUUUGUUUUUCUGUCGAUGGGCGCCCAUUGUACUGCAGACCCUUUGUUUGUAAGAAGAGCACAACUGCAGUCACAACAAGUACUACCCUCAGUGAUGGUGGAAACCACUCCGGUGGUGAUGAGUGA
Eruca vesicaria subsp. sativa (arugula) is the source of this 435-nucleotide messenger RNA. The record is from the annotation of a GenBank genome assembly. NCBI's taxonomy places the organism in Eukaryota, Viridiplantae, Streptophyta, Magnoliopsida, Brassicales, Brassicaceae.